Molecule: messenger RNA, 1170 nt
Organism: Nymphaea colorata (pocket water lily)
Lineage: Eukaryota; Viridiplantae; Streptophyta; Magnoliopsida; Nymphaeales; Nymphaeaceae
Product: 22.7 kDa class IV heat shock protein-like
Exons: 3
Coding region: 440-1015 (191 amino acids)
Biological process (GO): protein complex oligomerization; response to heat; response to hydrogen peroxide
Source: RefSeq, a predicted model, not a curated record
AUUUCCAGAUUGCUGAAUACCAGGUCGGGACUGUAUAGACAAUGGAGUGGGUGGUUGCUCAGAGAACAAGUCAUGCGGAGAAAUAUGGGGAAGACGCGCUCUUCUUGCCCAUCGACCACAGAAAGCUCUAGAGCGAUCUCCUUCCUUCUACAUUCUUCUUUUAACGGUUUCUGGUUUUUGCCUACGGACACGGUGGCCGCCGUUAGAGAGACGAAAGGGAUCAAGUGGACGAAUCUAGAGAGAUGAACCCCCACCGUCUCCAUCUCCAUCUGCUUGUCCCUCUACAAAUACCGUAAUUGAGCUUUCGGGAAAUCAUCAGGCUCGUAUUUCUGCUCGCAUUCGGUCAUCUCCAUCGGCGUCUUCCUCUAUAAGCACCUUAAUUGAUCUUUCGAGGAGCGGAAGGGAGAGGGUGGGUCGUGACGUGAAGGAAGGGAAGAAGAUGAGGGCAUCUUUCUUGUUGUUGGUAAUGGCGUCGUUGUUGGUGGGGUUGGUGUUCCUGCCGGAGACGGCGAGGGGGCUGCUGCCCUACAGUAGGCUAUGGGACAUGAUGGUUCCUCCGGAAGCGGUCGAUCCCUUCAGGAUCCUGGAGCAAUCCCCCUUUACGGUCCCCAAGUCUCUGGAUACGACCGUGACCCUUGCCCAGGCCGAUUGGAAGGAGACCCCUCUUGCACAUUUCAUCACCCUAGACGUCCCUGGGGUGAAGAAGGAGGACAUAAAGAUCGAGGUGGAGGAGGGAAGAGCACUGAGGAUCAGCGGCGAGAGGAAAGGGGAUGAGGAGAAGGAGGCGGAAGGCGACACGUGGCACCGGGUGGAGAGGCCUGUCGGCAAGUUCUGGCGGCAGUUCCGGCUACCCUCCAAUGCCAACUUGGACGCCAUCAAGGCGCACCUGGAGAAUGGUGUGCUCAAGGUAACCAUCCCCAAACUGGCGGAAGCGAAGACGAAGCAACCGAGGGUCAUUGACAUCGUGGAGGAUCGGUCUGCUGGCGACAUCAGGGCCACCAAAGCCGAUCUGUAAUGAAACCGGUAGCUGUGAUUGCUCUGCUCCGGCUUGCUAUGCAUUGCUCUGUUCGAUUAAGUACAGCUAGUUUGUGCUGAAGGAGAACGUUUUUUGUAAUGGAACGGAUUUUGUGAACAAGAAAUAAUAGAGAAGGCUUUUAGUCUUGCUGUUAA